Messenger RNA from Ruditapes philippinarum (Manila clam), 1706 nucleotides. RefSeq lists its product as uncharacterized. The transcript is spliced from 2 exons. Lineage: Eukaryota; Metazoa; Mollusca; Bivalvia; Venerida; Veneridae. The coding region runs from base 140 to 538 and encodes 132 amino acids. The record is from RefSeq and is a predicted model, not a curated record.
CGAUAUGACAGCUUGAAUAACAAUCAAGCAAGAUCAAUUAGUCCGUUUUCAUAAUUAAAAAUAUAUGCAGAUGUAAACACAUCUAUAAGCAGGUGUAAACAGACUGUUGAAAAGGAACAUUCACAAAAAUAACAAGGAAAUGGCUCCAGUCAAAUUAUCUGAUAAGAAAGAAAGCAUUGAAGAUGAAUUUUUAGACCCCCCUCGUCGAGAAGUCGGGUUUAGACCAACCUUGUAUGACACUAAAGGUGAAUAUGAUGUCGCACAAAAAGGAAUCGUUAAGGCAAUGAUUAUUCCAGGAAUUAAAAACAAUCUGGCUUCAAGUAUAUGUGCCUUUUUGACGUUAACAGCACUAGUUGGUGCAGGAGUAGUGUCGGGAAAGAAAGACGCGUUAAUGUCCUCGUACAUGUUGAACUUUCGUAUCUUCUUUUCUUGCCUAACUGUUGCUUCAUUAGGAGCCACAUCUUUUUCUGAGGAGAUGGAAGUUGAAAAUAUAAAAGCAAGGAAAGAAUUAAAACUUUUAGAGGCUCAGAAAGAAUGAAUCAGACAACACGGAAAUAAAAUCUUCAUGUAGACUUUCAAGCUUGUUUUUAAGAAAAACUUAAUAUAAUUCUCUUCAAAGAAAAUAUAAUUCUCUUCAAAGAAACUGUUUUAUUCAAAGCAUGUACUUCAUUCAUUGUGAUACAUAUGUUUGAAAUAAGUUUAGAAGAGACCUAGUAACUGUAAAACAGGAACAUUAAAUGAUAAUAUAGGUUAUAGAAGUGACCUGUAAGAACAGAGAUCAAUGAUGUUUACUUGAUUUGCACACUUGCUCUGUUAUCAAAAUGAUUGAAAAAUUCUUAUUUAGUCUUAAACAUAAAGCAGAAUAUAGAAAAUAUAUACAGUCUUUUUAAGUGGUUGGUGCCUGUUUUUGUGUUAAGAGAGACAUGAUGUUUUUUUUGUUAACUUAAAAUACCUCAUUUUAUUAAGCUAACACACGGUUGUCAGAAGAUGCUGUGUUUAAUAUUGUGGUAUUUAGAACUUAAUAUAGACUCAGCUUGGCAGGUUUUGAGGCUUGAGUCAUGAUUGAAACAAUUUUUGGUACUAGAUAGACCAUGCAUUAAGCUAUACAGUCUCUAUUGUCAACAAGCAUGAAUGAAUGAACAUUGGACAAUUAUCAAUUCUAAAAGAUUUCAUAAAGGGAAAAUAUAGGAAAUUGUAAAGAAUGUAUUUUAUAUACAUGACACUUGUGACUGAACUGUUGACAAUAUAUUUAUUGUUUUGUGUAUUAUAAAAUAAUGUAUAAUUAUAGAUCUCUGUUGUUUAAAAGAUUUUAGAAUCAUUUAGGAUUCCUCUUUAUUUUACUUUUUUUGCGAAUAUAUAAUCUAUAUUACACUAUUCUAUUUGGAGACUUUUAUUGGGCAAUAAUUUAUUGGUCAUUUUAGUUUUUAUCUUGAUAUUGCAAUUAUACAUGUAUGUAUUUGUAAUACAUUUUUUUCUUAGAUUGAUCUUUAAUUACUUUGUAUUAGAUUCCUCUGGUAGGUCAUGUUUUGAUUAUUGUUAAUUUGUACAAUGUACCAUACAUUUUGUACAAAAUGUUAAUCUUACUUAAUCUUAGAUUGUACUUUAUCAUGACCAUUUUUCAUAAUGUUGAAUAAUCAUGUUAAUAGCCAAUGAAAUUGAAUGUAAAUGUAGAUGGUGAUUGUAUAAUAAAGCUGAGUUGAGUUUUA